CUGAUAUCAAAGUUGAAUAGAUGUUCACGUUCUGUGUAAGUGUCAUUAAUGAUCUUUACCAAACUGGAAAACAUUUAGAUUUCGUAUUUCUAUGAUUUUAAUUAAAUUAUCACCACUUCUCAGCUCAACUUCUUUUCCAAUUUGCACAUUUUUCACCAUGCCAACAACUACCGUGAAAAUGUGCUACAUUGUACCUUGGAGGUCUUUGCUUAGUGAGAGCUCACUACUGGACAGAGACAUUGAACUAGCCAAUUAUUCCUGAUCUCUGAGGAAGUACAACUGCGUUUGCUUCCCCAAUGGCCACUGGUACAAGUCUGCGUCAGAUCAGCAAGAGUACUGACGAGGGCUUCAAAAGACAACAAUCUCACAUGGAGCCCUCAUUCAGCAGCAAACUCUCAGUCUCAAAGGCCAGCUUCCACAGUAUGAAGAGUGAGCCUGACUAUGGUCAGAAGGUUUCUCCACAGAAGCCGGUGAAGUCUUUGAGCAAGAAUUUCAAUAUGAGUUCCUAUUUCCACAGUUCUUCAUUAAGUGGCGCUAGCAAAUCAGAUAGUGAUGCAUUUGGAAGCUUAAGCAACCGCGCUCUUCGGAGAAGGAUGUCUAGACACAUGUCUUGCAUGCUACCCAUAAAACCGUUGGUGGUGAGAGCUCGGUUCACCAAAGAGGAGUUGAGGGACAAACUACGCUAUGCCAUUAGAAUGAUUCGGUUGUUUGUGAGGCUCCACCUUGCUCUCAAGAUGUACUCGCGUGAGAUGGACAAGGACUCAGUGCAGACUCUAGAUCAGCUGAACUACUAUUCUAUGGAAUCUGAGUUCACCACAGAGACGCUUGUGUUCACCAAGAGCUACUUCUCUGCUUCCAAUGUGGUGUACAUGCCAGUGUGGGCCCGGACACUGCUAGCCACCAGCUCCAAGGAACGCUCUCAAACUGACAUCACUCGAAUGGCAUCACUCAUACGACGACUCUUCAGCAAGUCACUUCAAGAGGACAACCUUCUCUACCUCUGCAAGCACUGUGCUUACACAAGGUACGAAAAGAAGCGAGUCCUGAUUCGCACUGGUCAUCGUCCUCUUUUUUGCUAUGUUAUUUUCUCCGGGUCUGUUUUCGUCAACAUUGAGCACGAGGACAAGAGCACUGGGAAGAAGUACUCGCGCACAGCGAUAGUGCUAAAGAAAGGAGCUGUGUUUGGGGAGACAGGUGUCAUUCACAACGUGCCUCGUAACGCCACCAUUGUUAGCCGGGAGAAUGUGGAGUGUCUCUUGGUACCACCGGACGUGUGCAAGAGAGUCUUCCCCGUGGAGAUUGACUCGGAGUACACAUACAGACUCGCCAACAUGAGGCAAUCUGACUUGUUUGCUGGUUGGCCGGAGGAAGCUAUACAACAGUUGUGUGGAGACACCAGAGUAAGAGAGUACUCUUAUGAUGAAGUUAUUGACAAGAAUGCAAGAGAUUCCGAGUUCAUCUACAUGGUUGUUAAGGGUCGUGUGGAGCUCAUGGCUUACGUGGAUAUGUCCGACGAUAGCUGUCAGCAGUCAGUAUCAGAGCACUCCUUUCUCCCACCCAUACCAGUGCCACGCCCACAAUCAUUGCUAAGCAACGGCAGAAACUCGUCGGUGCAGGCUAGGGACCGUAUGGUUGUCUCUAUUGAUUUUCUUUAUCCUCACCAGACCUGUGACCUCCUAUCACUACUCAAGCCCAACAGAUUUACAACUCCACUGAUCCUCGUUAGUCGGGGGGCAGAGAUCAUCCGCUAUUCAAAGCUCCGUCUUAAGACCACACCCCCUCUCAGAUGCUGGAAAUUGAUUCUGGAGAAAGCAAAAUUGUCUCCAACGUAUCCGGGCAACAAGGUACUCUCUAGAUUGUGUAUAGAGUAUCGGCAAUGGUCUGCAUAUAAGAGGCUGGUUCUCUGGGACACACUGGACAGCUCCUGCGGCCGUUUCAAUGCAAUGAAGCCAGAGACGAACAAAACAGCUGUCAGACAGUUCUCAAAGAAGAAGGUCGACGAGGAUAAAGGCGACACCUUCACUGUGGAGAGCCUUAGGACUUGUCUGCAAAAUGAGGCACCAUUGCACGAUCUUAUGAUGCACAGUCACAAAGGAAUGUGCAUUCAAAACUGGAACUGCUUCAGUAAAGAUGGCUGCAAACCAAACCUCAACACUCAUAGCAGGUCCCUCUCAACUAGCUAGCUGUAGAAUCAAUUUCCUCGUCCAAAACUCAAUUCAGUCAAUAAUGAUAAAAUUAUAUAGUUUUGUGUAUUUGAAUUUCACAUAUACUUAUUGAAA
Messenger RNA from Halichondria panicea, 2279 nucleotides. RefSeq lists its product as uncharacterized. The record is from RefSeq and is a predicted model, not a curated record. NCBI's taxonomy places the organism in Eukaryota, Metazoa, Porifera, Demospongiae, Suberitida, Halichondriidae. The transcript has 13 exons. Bases 297 to 2183 code for a protein of 628 amino acids.